AUGCCGGACUCGAAACCGAAGCCCCACGUUGUUGCACUCCUGAAGGAGCUCUACAGCGAUUUCUUAAAGCCCAGCUACAUCAACGAUCGCUUUGCCGCCCUUCGCAAGCGCAAGGGCACGAACAAGGCAAUUGCAUCCCACGUUACGUCAUCUCCGAAUUUUGAUUUUAUCCUGGCAUAUGUCACGACGUUCCCCACCGUCGGUCCCAGCAAGAAGGAGGCCGCACUCGAUUGGGCGAAUACUGAAUUUCGUCUACAUGCUGGUGUGGAGCAAGUGCAUGGCUCGAGAAUGAAGCAGAGCUGCAAAGAUCGUUUGCAUCAUGGACAAAGGGGCGGCAAGUCCGAAAAACGAAAGCGAAUGCUGAUCAUGAAGGAGGCCAUCCGACAAGCUAAGAAGGAUCUUUUGGAAGAGGCAAAAUGGCCGAGCGAAGCAAAGGGGGAGGCGUCGAAAGCGCACACCGAAGAGGGCGAGCCUGAUGAAAUGCAGGAGGCUGAAGAUGAAGCCAUGGAGCAGAAUGAAGAAGAAGCACUAGAGGAGGACCCGACCUUGGAAGACGAAGGCCUGAAAAGUGAUGAAGAUGCCGCGAAAGGUACUUUCAAGGACGAGAAAGCAAUCAAGGCGAAGGCGCCAAAGCUCCCAAAAGCGGUGCAGGAGACAGCGGACAAGCUGCUGAAGGGGAGUGAGAUGGAGGUUCAAAAGAAAACAAGAGAUGCAAUGCGAGCAGAGCCAGAAGUGACGGAGGAUGCGGAAAAAGAAAAGCGAGGCACAGAGCAGGAAGCGGAGAAGGAUGCUGAUGAUGAGGAAGGCGAAGAAACAAAGGAAGAACAGCCAGGAAAGGAUGCAAACUUCAAGGCAGCAAGGCUUGCCACGAUUGCGAAGCUUGAAGAAAUUGCGAAGUCCGAUGACCGGAUGCAGAUCGAUUCAGACUUCAAGGAAAGCACGAAAAGGAUAUCAGUGACUGGAAAGAGUGGAUGCUUCUAUAUCGCCCCGGUCUGCAAGAAGAACAUUGAGAGUUUGAACAAGACGGUGAAUGCAAAUUUCAGGCGCUUGGUGGAUAAGAAGGUGGACAAGAAUGGCGAGGGCGGCUUAACGGCUGGAUGGUCGAAAUUUGAAAGUCUGAAAGAUGCGUGGACUUAUGCACUUCAUGCUGCCGAAUGGGAGGGCUUGUUUGUGGCUGCCACACGAGCACGCAACGCUGGGAUUCCAGUCCGGCUUUAUGCGGGCCACAAUGAAAGUCCUCAGAUUGAAGAAGGACGGGCUGCUGGCAGCCGGGUUGCCGUGUGGUUCAUGGACGUUCAUGAACCGUGCUACGAGCGGUUUCUGCUGAAAUCCGACACACCGGUUCAUGUUGUCCUUUCCUCAUAUUUGAAAGCGAAAGCUGGCCCUGCCCAGCUGGAUGGGUGGGUGAACUUUCUCCACCGCAAAUUGACGAAGAAGACACGAAAACAAAAGGGCCUCAGCUCCAAAGGCGUGGUUACUUACAAGAAGUGCAAGAAGACUGGGAAGACUGGUGGACCACGUCUCAAACAAACACAGUGCUACCCGGUGGAGUUUGGAAAAGCGGUGUCCUCAUAUCACAUCCACGAAAUGGCCUCGAAAAUUGGUGGGAUCCUCGAGGACGUUCAGAGGUUCAGUAUGGUGAAACCAAAGCUGAUCAAAGAUACUCCUGACUGGGCCCGGGCAUGUCUGAGGGAUAUUGAAAUCUUCCUGGAGCAGGAGCAACAAGAACAGUUGCAACAGAAGCAAGACAAGAUGAAAGCCCCGCCCGCAGAAGCACCGGAGCCGGAACACGAGACAGAAGCGAAAGCGAAAGCCAGGUUGCCGAAGGCUACCCCUCCGAGCUCCGACAAGAGUGUUCGGGAUCCCCUUGCCUGUGCUUCCACCGAUCCUGCCCCAACCAAGCCGGGAAGAGCCAAGCGCAGCAAACCGGAGCAGCAUGAUGAAGGCGACAAGCCGAAGCCUGUGGAUGCAAGCAACGAAGCAAAAGCGGCCACAGCCAAGCCCAGAACAAAGAAACUGAAGCGAAAGAAUGGAUUCAAGAAGGGAGGCAAAGGAGCCCAGGCCAAGAACCUCGCAUCCGUUCGAAAGCGCAAAGCCCGCAAGCUCUACAUGAGAUUUUGGCGAUCGGUGAAGAGUUCAUCCCUCAGUCUGAUUUUCUCUGUUUUCUGUGGCAAGCACACGCCGAAUGAGAUCAAAAAGACCUUCGAGAGGUUCAAGUAUUGCAAGACGAAGAUGAGCACGUUGUACGAAGACUUUGUCAGCACCGGAGGCAAAUGGAAGAAUGGUAUCAUCUACAAGACGGUGACAUCGAAAAGGAAGAAUUCUUCGUUGGGCUGCCGAAAGUGGCUCACCCGUUCCCAGCUACUUCAGCAUUUCGACAACGAUAAAGAUAUCGUGGAUGCUGUGAUUCUACGAAAAGAGACUGACCCCGAGCUCCGUCAGAAGGAGAUCCGUGAGCACCCGGAAUGCCCCAGCUUGACACAAUAUCUCGUGCUGGUCGACGAUGCCGAGUAUGAUGAGUCGGCUGUGGAGAUUUCAGAUCUUUUCCAAGCAGAGGAUUAUAUGAGCGAGACCAAGACCCGCAAGAAGAAGAAGAAGACUGCAAAGAAAGACAAGAAGGACAAAAAGUCCAAGAAAAACAAAAAGGAUAAGAAGGCCAGCAAGAAGCGAAAAAGCAAGAACAAGAAGGGAGAGGACACAGAGGAAAAGCAGCAGGCCAAGGCACUGACAAUGGAAGCGAACAAGGCCCGAAGGUAG
Symbiodinium sp. CCMP2592 is the source of this 2757-nucleotide messenger RNA. The record is from the annotation of a GenBank genome assembly. Lineage: Eukaryota; Dinophyceae; Suessiales; Symbiodiniaceae.